GACGAUGAUGCAACGCUGCAAGAUUUGUCCGAGGCCCUCGAGGCAAGGAUUGGCAUCUCAGCAGGGGCAAAGCUGGUACUGAUGUCUGGUGAAGGCACCUUGGAAGAGUGCAGGCUCUCCGUGAGACGCCUUCCAAAAGCAGAAAUUACGUAUGUUAUCCAGCGGGUUGGUGCCGGCCACGCAGCAUUGAGUUUGAAACGUGUAUUGUGCCGUCCGGAAACUCUGCUUACGCUAGCAGAAGUAGCAGAUCUCAGAGCAAUUUCCGCGGUGACUUUGGGCCAGUUGUUCGACAGGAGUCUGCAAGGUGUCACAUUGCCAGUGAACCUGCAGGCGUUGACAUUUGGCAGGAGGUUCAACCAGAGUCUGGCAGGUGUGAAGCUGCCAGCCAACCUGCAGACAUUGACAUUUGGCGGCAAGUUCAACCAGAGUCUGCAAGGUGUCACGCUGCCAGCCAACCUGCAGACAUUGACAUUUGGCGGCAAGUUCAACAAGAGUCUGGAAGGCGUCACGUUGCCAGCUAACCUGCAGACAUUGACAUUUGGCGCCGAGUUCAACCAGAGUCUGGCAGGUGUCACAUUGCCAGCUAACCUGCAGACGUUGACAUUUGGCGAGCGGUUCAACCAGAGUCUGGCAGGCGUCACGUUGCCAGCCAACCUGCAGACAUUGACAUAUGGCGCCUAUUCCAACCAGAGUCUGCAAGGUGUCACGUUGCCAGCUAACUUGCCCACAUUGAUGUUUGGCACCUUGUUCAACCAGAGUCUGGCAGGUGUCACGUAG
This is a messenger RNA of Symbiodinium pilosum, 777 nucleotides long. Lineage: Eukaryota; Dinophyceae; Suessiales; Symbiodiniaceae. The record is from the annotation of a GenBank genome assembly.